Molecule: messenger RNA, 1128 nt
Organism: Triplophysa rosa
Lineage: Eukaryota; Metazoa; Chordata; Actinopteri; Cypriniformes; Nemacheilidae
Product: glutaredoxin-related protein 5, mitochondrial
Exons: 2
Coding region: 295-759 (154 amino acids)
Molecular function (GO): disulfide oxidoreductase activity
Source: RefSeq, a predicted model, not a curated record
CCCCAGUAUUUACGUCAUACAAGUAACACGAUACGUUUUUAUUGUAAAUAUACCUUUUACAUUUGUACUAAAAUUGACCUUUCAAAGAUCAUAAUGAUAAAGCAGUGUGUUUAUAAAUGACGCAGUUUUAAACCAAUUACAGAGGUCACGAAAAACAGGAGUCUUUGACUGUUUAUACUGUAGAGGGCGGGCUUACGGCUACUGGCUUACUACGGCGAGGCACGGUGGCGUUCGUAAAGAGAAGUGGCAAGUUUAUUUAUACGUCUCUAAAUUUAAACCCUUUAAGUCUGUACGAUGAAUAGCAUUGUUAGAUCUACAGUUCGGUGUCUUCGAUCGAGAACAUGGUAUUACGGAGCAGUUCAAAGUAAUGCUGUGCUAAAUUCUGGCUGGGCCCGACUCAUGUGCUCCUCAGCGGUCCAGAAGAACUUAGAGGAGAUGGUGAAAAGGGACAAAGUGGUGGUGUUUAUGAAAGGCACCCCCGCACAGCCUAUGUGCGGUUUUAGCAACGCUGUGGUUCAGAUCCUCAGAAUGCACGGGGUCGGAAUUUAUGCUGCUUACAAUGUGUUGGAGGAUCAGGAUCUCAGACAAGGUAUUAAAACUUUCUCCAACUGGCCGACAAUUCCACAGGUCUUCUUCAAUGGGGAGUUUGUUGGGGGCUGUGACAUUCUUCUUCAAAUGCACCAGAGUGGAGACCUAGUAGAGGAGCUUCAGAAACUUGGCAUCAGAUCAGCUCUUCUGGAUCGAGAAAAAGAGGCCUAAUAGGAGUUUAGGUUGCAUAGAUACCGUGCAUUGACAAUAUAGGGUCAUUGGUGCGAUUCCACACUGAUCUCAAUAAAAUGCUGGGUGACUUUGCCUGUUAAAUAUCAAAACCACUCUGAUAAAACUGAAUGUAAUUAUAUCAAAUCACCCAAACCCUGAGAAAUUGUUGACACAGUACUUGACACUUAAUUAUGCCUACACACAGUGAUUACAUUUCCAUGUCAGCAUAUUUUUUUCCAGAUCCUUAUGUUAGACCACUUCUUAUUUAAGAUGUUGUAUUUUGAAAUAUACUGUUAUAUAUUAAGAUGUGUGAAAUUUUUGGUUGGUCAAUAAAAUAUUUUUAAAACGUAAAGUGUUAGAAGUGAAACU